This is a messenger RNA of Drosophila biarmipes, 3413 nucleotides long. Its product is annotated as transmembrane protein fend. The record is from RefSeq and is a predicted model, not a curated record. The transcript is spliced from 4 exons. The coding region runs from base 826 to 1767 and encodes 313 amino acids. NCBI's taxonomy places the organism in Eukaryota, Metazoa, Arthropoda, Insecta, Diptera, Drosophilidae.
CCUCGACGAAUUUGGUUGUUCUUCGGAAUUGAAAUAUUGAAAUUUCGCACAGCUCGCGUACCGUAUACAGCAUAUUCUCCUGACGUCGUGUUCUUCGUCUUCCGUGUGCUUGGUGUGUGUUUUUGUUAUUGCCGUCGUAUUUUUUUCGGGUGUAUAUUUAACAAACGUUACAAUUACAUUUUUUUCACGUGUGUUACCUACUGUUAUACUGCCAGUGUACUUUCGGUACUUGGUACUUGGUACACAAAUAACAAAGUCAAACAAAUAAAGCAAGUUAAAGAGGACACCGAAAACAAAAACAAAUAGAAGAGCGCUUGCGUUUUGUUGUUGUCGCGCAGCAUGUGGAGUUACAGUUAACUGUAACAGUUAAAGGGGAGCACAGAAGGUGGAGGAGCACGCGAACGGAGGAGAGGGCGAGACCAAAGAGCCUGUGGAGAGCAGAGAGGAGAAGGAGAAGGAAAGGGAGGAGAGGACUCACUGCUCCGCUUGACUAAAUGCAGUCGACGCUGCGAUUAUUAUGUGCCAGCCCCAACAGCAGCAGCAACAACAACACUUGAUACGAAAAUAAACAAACAAAAUCAAUCAAUUAAUCAAUCUGCUGAGCACACCGCUCUCCACGCCCACACACACACACACACACACACUAGCACACACGCGCAAAAACACACAACACAACAAAACACACACGAGUCAACGCCCACGCCCAUUGGAGAAAAGGAGGGAGUGGCAGGACAACAACAAGAAAGGAGGAGAAAGGAGCAGCGAGCAAGAGCAACCAGGCGAAAAGAGGACGAAAACGAGACCGAAAACGGAGCCGAAGACAACAUGUUCAACUCACUUGUUUUGAUGGCCUGCGCCCUUGCCGCCCUCUCCUACGCCCAGGAGGCGGGGCCCGCUCGAUCCAAAUCGCUAUCGCUAUCGUUAUCGCUACCGCUAUCGGCAUCGACAUCGGUAUCGGGUCCUGGAGCGGACCCAACAUCCCCCGCCACCGCCCCCGCCCCCGUCACUGCCCCCUUUUCGGGCAAGCAGCUGAACAGAUGCCGUCAAAGUUGCUAUCAGCAGCUUUCCAAGGACUGGCAUUAUUGUAAGGAUUCCGCUGAUUGCACAAACUGCUGCCAAAAGCUGAUGGCGCCCUUCGAGCUGAGGAUACUGAAGGCUCAGCGCCAGGAGUCGCUCGUCCUCACGGACAUCGGCUGGGACGAGGUGAUAGCGAACGCCUCGCGCCAGUGCCUGAUCACCUGGGAGGUGUCCGGCGGCGGCCUGAUCGGCAACUUGCUCACGGACACCGCCCGAGCGGAGCUGUCCUUGUGGCCGGACACCGUCUACAACAUCCAGGUCAAGUGCAAGCACAAGCUCACGGGCGUGAUGCGGCGUUCGAUCAAACUGAAUGUGGACACCAGCCAGCUGGUGGGCACGACAACGACCACGACCACAACUCCGAGCACCCUCAGGGGCCGGGAGCAGCCAUCGCCGUCUGUGGACCAGCCAGAUUCCUUGGACCACUCGCUCCAGCGGGCCCACAGCCGACCCACGGAUCGGGUGUACAUAAUCAGCGCUCUGCCCACGCCCAGCGAACUGGGCGGAGUGGUCUAUCCGGCCUUCGGGGCCCUGGCCUUCUUCCUGGCCCUGCUGGUCAUGUUCCUCUUCCUGCGCCCGCAGCGCAAGCGAAUUCCCCUGGACGCGGACAGUGCGGACACGGCCACGCUGAUAGGUCGCGCCUCGGGCUCCUCCAGGAACUCUCUGGACGCCUCCACGCUGCACGUCUAAGGAGGCGGGGAAUCGAGUCCGGGAACUUGUAGUCGUAUAUAUAUAUUAUAGAUGUCUGACUAUGUGAUAUUCUGCACCCCAAAAAAGCGAAGGACGCGAACAAUUGUGUACAUACCCCAUGCCCCAUCAACGCGUUAGUUAGCCCCCAUCCCCCAGAUUAAGACACUGGAUUGCGGUUCGAUCUGAUGAUAUAAUGAUCGUGAUGGAUCUGAUCGAACCGCACCCAAUCGAAUUGGACAGUCAAGCAACGUUCGCUCAACUAAGUUUAAGUUUUAUCCUCUGUCAUUCGUAGAUCCCAAUGCCAAACCAGCGCAGUCAUAUAUACACGCAUGAUAACGUACAUAGCUCUAUAUACAUGCAUAUACCAACUAUAUUAUACAUUUAACGCAUUUGCUAUAUACAUAUAUAUCAUAGUUAUACAAGCGACGCAGCUACAGAUACAUCAAGUGCAGAUCGAGAUACAGAUACAGAUACAGAGACGUUUACGGUUACGGUUACGGUUACGGUUACGGAUAUAAACAUAUAUUAUAUUAUACUAUUAUAUUAUAUUAUAUAUAUUAUAUUAUAGACUAGGGGCCAGCGGCCAACCAACUACAUACACCAAACUAAAUGCAACAAAUUGCUACAAAUUUUUUGUCAAUCGUCGUCGCUCGCUUGCAAACAUACAAACAAAUAACAAAUAAAAAGCAUUUGUUUUUAUCUCAGGUUAAAAACAAAUUAAAACCAAUUAAUACAAAUACAAAAUAUCAUGCAUCUCUUUUCCAUUUUUUGUCGUCUUUAAACUUUAAUGAAACAUAGUGCGUAAAGAGAAAGCAAAACAUAAGGAGUAAGGAUUAACAACUUAACAAGAAAACCACUUGAAUCAAAAGUAAAUAUUUUUCAAAAUUUUUAAAUGUUUAUACCUAGACAACUCAAUUGAAUUAACAACAAAGUAAACUACUAUAACUGACUUACUGUACUUGAGAAUGUAAAAACAAAGUAACAAAGUAACUAACUAAAGUGAAUUAUGGUUAAUACGGUUGAUUAAAGACCUAAGCUGAGAAAACUUCGCUACGCAAAAUGCCUGUAAAUAUUUUAGCCCUAAUUUAUUUAUGUAUUUAAUGGUCCAUUGUUUUGUUAACCUAUGAUUUAAGGAGGCCUCAGAGACAGAAGGGUUUUCCGGAGGGGAAGAAUAUGGUUUUUAACUUCAAAGAAACUCUUUCUUGCACAAUAAAGAACCGGUUAAUAUGAUUAAUGGAGUGCUCCUGCUCUUGAUGUUUCUGUGUGUAAGACCGGAUGUUCUUAUGUCUGCUCCAAUGGUUGUAGUACGAAUUAGUGAAUUUUGAUAGAGUUAUCAGAGUAAAUGUGUGCACUUCCCCAACCAAUCUUCCCCCAACGGAAUCUCCGGAGUGAGUCGCAACCCAUUGCCAUAUAACGUAGUCCUAGUUUAAUUUUAGUUUAGAGAUCCAAUUGUGUUACCUCUUUUUUUUUUUGUCUGGCUGAGCUCGUCAAGACUUAAUACGAAAAAUGCCAAUCACAUUUUAGAUAUGUACUGUGUAUGAAUAAAUUCGGACGAGGAGAAUGGAAGCGGAAGUGCGGUACCCCUUCAACAUUUAUCCUUUAUUCGUUUAUUAUGUAAAUAUAAUUUGAUUUGUUAUUGCAGCUCA